Nothoprocta perdicaria is the source of this 5672-nucleotide messenger RNA. It is a transcript of the gene FNDC3B, whose product is annotated as fibronectin type III domain containing 3B. The record is from RefSeq and is a predicted model, not a curated record. Bases 23 to 3676 code for a protein of 1217 amino acids. Lineage: Eukaryota; Metazoa; Chordata; Aves; Tinamiformes; Tinamidae. The transcript is spliced from 25 exons. Gene Ontology annotation, molecular function: protein binding.
CGUUGAGGAAAAUUCUCCAUGAAUGUACGUCACAAUGAUGAUGACCGACCAGAUUCCCCUGGAGCUGCCGCCGUUGCUGAACGGGGAGGUGGCCAUGAUGCCCCACAUGGUGAACGGCGACGGAUCGCAGCAGGUCUUUCUGGUUCAAGUUAAUCCAGGUGAAACCUUUACAAUAAGGGCUGAGGAUGGGACCCUGCAGUGCAUUCAAGGACCAGCGGAGGUUCCUAUGAUGUCACCCAACGGAUCCAUUCCCCCUAUCCAUGUGCCUCCAGGUUAUAUCUCACAGGUGAUAGAAGACAACACGGGCGUUCGGAGGGUGGUGGUUACUCCCCAGUCUCCGGAGUGUUACCCUCCCAGUUACCCUUCGGCCAUCUCUCCAACCCACCACUUACCUCCGUACCUGGCACAUCACCCCCAUUUUAUUCACAACUCCCACACGGCUUUUUAUCCUCCUGUCACUGGACCUGGGGACAUGCCACCGCAGUUCUUCCCACAGCAUCAUCUUCCCCCUACAAUAUAUGGAGAACAAGAAAUCAUACCACUCUAUGGAAUGUCCAGCUACAUUACGCGGGAGGAUCAGUACGGCAAGCCGCAGCACAAGAAACUCAAAGAGCGGCAGAUCGAUCGCCAGAACCGCCUGAAUAGCCCUCCUUCAUCCAUCUACAAGAGCCAUAUAGGCAGCUGCACGACUGUAUAUAAUGGUUACGCAAAGAGUCACAACGGAGCGAGCAGCGGAGGAGGAGGAGGAGGAGGAGGAGGCGGCGGCGGUGGUGGGGGGGCACCGGCAGUGAAGAAACCGGAACGCAGAGCGAGGAGCAGCCCAAAGGCAAAUGAACAAGACCCACGUGAAUAUGAUUCAGAAACAAAAAGGGUUCAAGACAUUCUUUCUGGAAUGGAGAAGCCACAGGUCACAAAUAUUCAAGCAAGAACAGCUUUACUUACGUGGUCACCUCCCACCGGCCUUUUAAAUGCAGAUAGACACAACGGUUUGCCUUACACUUGUACUUACGAGGUUGCCUUAUCAGAUAAAGGGAGGGAUGGAAAAUACAAGAUAAUUUACAGUGGAGAAGAACUAGAAUAUAACCUGAGAGACCUUAGGCCAGCAACAGAUUAUCAUGUCAGGGUAUACGUAAUAUACAACGCRGUCAAGGGCCCGUGCUCGGAGCCGGUGAGCUUCACCACGCCGAGCUGCGCCCCGGAGCCUCCCUUCCCACCCAAACCCUCGCACCGGACCAAAAGCUCCCUCACCUUGCAGUGGAAGGCACCCAUUGAUAAUGGUUCAAAAAUCACCAGCUACCUUCUAGAGUGGGAUGAGGGAAAAAGGAACAGUGGUUUCAGAGAAUGCUACUUCGGGAGCCAGAAGCACUGCAAGCUGACCAAGCUUUGCCCAGCUUUGGGAUACACCUUCCGAUUAGCAGCCCAGAAUGACAUUGGUACUAGUGGCUACAGCCAGGAAGUGGUCUGCUACACUGCAGGUAAUAUUCCUCAGACGCCUUCUGCGCCAAGACUUGUUCGAGCUGGUGUCACAUGGAUCACGUUGCAGUGGAAUAAAGUAGAAGGAUGUACACCAGAGGAAGCGAUUUCUUACACCCUGGAAAUUCAGGAAGAAGAUAAUGAUACUGUGUUUCACCCAAAGUACACUGGAGAGGAGCAAACCUGUACUGUGAAGAAUCUCAGAAGAAGCACACAGUAUAAAUUCAGGUUGUUUGCUUCUAAUGUGGAAGGAAAGAGUUCUCCAAGUGAAAUUUUGGUCUGUACCACAAGCCCAGACAGGCCAGGACCUCCAACCAGGCCCAUAAUUAAAGGGCCGAUAACAUCCCAUGGCUUUAGUGUAAAAUGGGAUCCUCCACAGGAUAAUGGUGGUUCAGAAAUUCUAAAAUAUCUAUUAGAGAUUUCCCAAGGAAAUUCAGAAGCCAAUCAAUGGGAAGUGGCAUAUAGUGGAUCAGCUACAGAAUAUACCUGUACUCACUUGAAACCAGGCACUUUGUAUAAACUCCGGGCAUGCUGCAUCAGCACAGGUGGACACAGUCAGUGUUCUGAAAGUUUACCUGUCCGUACGCUAAGUGUUGCACCAGGUCCCUGCCGGCCACCAAGGAUUUUAGGGAAGCUGAAGCACAAAGAAGUUCAGCUGCAAUGGGAUGCCCCGUCGUCAGAAAGUGGCUGUCCUGUCUCCGAGUACAGUGUAGAAAUGACAGAACCUGAGGAAGUAAUUUCUGAAGUGUAUCACGGUCCAGAUCUGGAGUGCACGGUCAGCAACCUCCUCCCUGGCACGACGUACCGGUUCAGAGUGAGGGCUCUGAACGACGGUGGGUAUGGGCCAUACUCUGAAGCCACAGAGAUCACCACGGCAGCGGGACCACCCAGCCAGUGCCGAGCACCUUCCCUCUCCUUUCUGUCCGACACAGGCGUACUUGUGAGCUGGGAGAGUCCUGAAUGUUCCGGUGCUGACAUUUCUGAAUACAGAUUAGAGUGGGGAGAAGAUGAGGAGUCUCUAGAACUCGUAUAUAGCGGCACAGAGACCAGUUUUGAAAUAAGUGAGUUGUCAGCAGCAGCACGUUACUGCUGUAGGCUCCAGGCUGUUAACGAGGCAGGAGCUGGACCCUACAGUGACCUAGUCACCUGCAAACUCCCUGCGUCUGUUCCUGACGCAGUCUCCAUCCUCUCCGUGCUGGAGGACGAGCCYGUGGACACCUCCCAGACGUCCCCUUCCGUGUGCCUUGCUCUGAGCUGGGAGGAACCCUGCAACAACGGGGCCGAGAUCACCGCCUACAACAUUGACCUYGGCGACAGCAGCAUUCCCGUGGGGAACGUCACCACUUACGUCAUCCACGAUUUGCUGCCAGAAACCUCGUACCGGAUCAGGAUCCAAGCUGUCAAUGAAAUUGGAGCUGGGCCAUUUAGCAACUUUAUUAAAGCAAAAACGAGGCCCUUACCACCGUUACCUCCUCGGCUCGAGUGUGCUGCAGCAGGUCCUCAGAGCCUGAAGUUGAAAUGGGGAGACAGCAGUUCCAAACUUCACGCUGCCGAUGACAUGGUCUAUAUCUUGCAGAUAGAAGACAGAAAUAAGAGGUUUAUUCCAAUUUACAGGGGACCGAGUCAUACGUACAAGAUACAAAGGCUGACAGAAUCCACUUGUUACUCGUUUCGAAUACAGGCCGUCAACGAUGCCGGGGAAGGGCCUUUCUCAGAAGUUUGCACCUUCUGCACAACUAAGUCAGUCCCACCUGCAAUCAAAGCCCCUCGAGUGACCCAGUUGGAGGGAAAUGCCUGUGAAAUCACCUGGGAAAUGGUCCCACCCAUGAAGGGAGAUCCUGUUGGUUACAUCCUACAGGUACUGGUUGGAAGAGAAUCUGAGUAUAAGCAGGUGUACAAGGGGGAUGAGACGACGUUCCAAAUCUCAGGCCUUCAAGUCAACACAGACUAUCGAUUCCGUGUGUGCGCGUGUCGCCGGUGCUCGGAUACCUCACAGGAGCUUAGCGGCCCUUUCAGCCCCUCCGUUGCCUUCGUGCUCCAGCCAAGCGAGCUCAUGCUUGCAGGAGAAGUGGGGAGCCUCGAUGACCCCAAGAUCAAGAGCUUGAUUCCUACUGAUGAACAGUUUGCAGCCCUCAUUGUGCUUGGCUUUGCAAGUCUGUCGAUUAUCUUUGCCUGUAUAUUACAAUACUUCUUUAUGAAGUAGAGAAUUCAAUGGAAGUUUGAGAUACGAAUUUAACUAAUGCUACGCAUUAUAAUCCACACAUUUAUUCAGAUAUUCCUUUUUGAAAGCCUUUUGUUCUACCAUACAUUUUAUAUACUUCUCUUGUUUUUACAGUUCUAGCUUGAAGAAAGAUAAAUCAGUGUUUUGAUGCACCUUUUUGAAAUUCAAAACUAGGAAGCGGUCAAACUGGAGAAAUAAGCAAACCAGAUACCAAAAGCAAGACUUUUUUUUCCUUCACAGUUUGAAAAUUGUCACCAAUUUGCCUUUUCAUUGUUUUUUUCUUUUGAUUUUUUUUAGGUUGUUAUUUUUCUAUUUUUUAUUUUUCACUGAAGUCUUUACAGUCUGUUAUGUUACUAUUUAGGAAAUUUUAAUCAUCAAUCACUUUUUUUCUCUUCUUUUUCUCUUAAACAUUAGUCACAGGUGUGUAUAGUGGUAAGACUAGAAUACAGUGUUAGUCAACAGUACCAGGUUUUCAUUGAACAGUAUUAUCAAUGUUGCCUAUGAUUUAUUCACUACAAUACUUUUGCCCCGUUUUUCAAGAUGAAAUGUACACUGUUAUUUUAACAUUUUAGUGUGUUUAAAUCAGAUUAUCCUGCAGCCUAAAAACACUUGUUUUUAUCUGACACUUUUACAACACUAUGAACUGCCUGUAUAAGAAAUUAAAUAACCAAACUGCAUAUAAAUUAUGAAGCAUUAUAGAUUUUUUUUACCAUUUUGAUUUCCUAGCAGUAAUUUUAAGUAAGAGGGCAUUGUGCAAUAGUUAGUUAUUCCCAUGUUCAGCUAUUUAAAAGCUGCUUUAACUUGUUUGUUUGUCACUGUAUAUAACUAUCCUUAAUCUACUACUAGAUAUUAUUCUAUUAUGUGCAGCCUGAUUUAUAUGAUUAGAGCUGGUGACAGCCUACUGCCUCUACUGAAUUAGGUAAGAUUUACACUUAACACAAGCAAACUUUACUGUCAGUUGAUUUUUUUAUUAUUUUUUUUGGAGGGGUAUCUAUUUUAUAUAGCUCUUGGAGGUAUCAGAAAUCUGUUUGCUCUAAGUACCUUUAAUGGGUGGCUACGAAUUCUUACCACAGGGGUAAAUAAAAUACUUGGUACAUUGCAAAUCUCAGCAGAUUUGCARAUCGUGCAGAUGUGUAGUCCUUGCUCUAGAGGCCCUAUUCCCACCCGCCUCCUCAGUGCCCCUUCCCAGACACAUGUUUCAGUCCAUCAAGAUAUUAGAUUUUUAACUCGUGACUCAUUGGGCUAUUUAUAUUAAGUCAACAUUGUGCAAGUACCUCAGGGACUUUAAUGAGCUGGAGGUGCAAAUAGAUUCCAAAAGGGUGCAACAGACACAGUGUUUUUCCCUGCCUACUGUUUUUGUAUAUUUUUGCUACUCGUUUUUGCUUUUGUCCUAGCUCUUUUGUGCUCUGUCUCCAUUUGUCUAAGAUUCAGUGUCCUGUACUAGCAUAAUAUUCCCUUAACCAAAGUAAUGGGGAAAAACAACAUUAUUUUUGUUUUAGGUUUAUUUAUACUAUAUACUGCAUACAGUACUUUAAAUACCAAUUACAGUGCAAUCUUUUAUUUAUUGUAAAAAAUAAAAAAUAAAAUAAAAAGUGUACUUAUGUACUAAUCCCCUCCUUACCCUCCCUGUAGCAUGUUAUAUUUUGUCUGUUUUAUACCAUUGUACUUUAGGUCAACUUUUUACCUGGCAGCAUUCCUAGUAUUAUUAAUCUUCUUACAUUUUCUUGUGUUUUUGAAGAUGGGAGCAUCUAGUACAUUAAAUGCCAAAAAAACCAUUAUCAGUGAUUCAAACGUUUACAUGUAUCCAAAAACAUAAUCAUCUCUGGAAAACAAAAGUGCUGAGAUCAAUGAAUUAUUCUGUGUGCCUCUCUAGAUGUAGCAAAUAUUAGAAAUGUUCUGUAUUUUGUUAUUGACUAUAAUUAGUUUAAUUUAGCCUUGCAAACUAAUGGCGUUGAGCUAAAUAUAUAUAUAUUUUUUG